This is a messenger RNA of Trichechus manatus latirostris (Florida manatee), 1073 nucleotides long. It is a transcript of the gene CLIC1, whose product is annotated as chloride intracellular channel 1. NCBI's taxonomy places the organism in Eukaryota, Metazoa, Chordata, Mammalia, Sirenia, Trichechidae. The coding region runs from base 96 to 821 and encodes 241 amino acids. The record is from RefSeq and is a predicted model, not a curated record. The transcript has 6 exons.
GAGGAAAGACUCCCCUUCUGUAAGACCCGCCUUCCCUGGCCCCGGCCCCUCCCAGUUCCCCCAGCGACGGCCGCUUCCUGGUCGCCGUCUCAACCAUGGCUGAAGAACAACCGCAGGUCGAAUUGUUCGUGAAGGCUGGCAGUGAUGGGGCCAAGAUUGGGAACUGCCCCUUCUCCCAGAGACUGUUCAUGGUGCUCUGGCUCAAGGGAGUCACCUUCAACGUCACCACUGUUGACACCAAGAGGCGGACCGAGACAGUGCAGAAGCUGUGCCCAGGAGGGCAGCUCCCAUUCCUGCUGUAUGGCACCGAAGUGCACACAGACACCAACAAGAUCGAGGAAUUUCUGGAGGCAGUGCUGUGCCCUCCCAGGUACCCCAAGCUGGCAGCUCAGAACCCUGAGUCCAACACAGCUGGGCUGGAUGUAUUUGCCAAGUUUUCUGCCUACAUCAAGAAUUCAAACCCAGCACUCAAUGACAAUCUGGAGAAGGGGCUCCUGAAAGCCCUGAAGGUUUUGGACAAUUACUUGAUAUCCCCCCUCCCAGAAGAAGUGGAUGAGACCAGUGCUGAGGAUGAGGGCAUCUCUCAGAGGAAGUUUCUGGAUGGCAAUGAGCUUACGCUGGCUGACUGCAACCUGUUGCCGAAGCUCCAUAUUGUGCAGGUUGUAUGUAAGAAGUACCGGGGAUUCUCCAUCCCGGAGCAGUUACGGGGAGUGCAUCGGUACUUGCGCAAUGCAUAUGCUCGGGAAGAAUUCGCCUCCACUUGUCCAGAUGAUGAGGAGAUUGAGCUGGCCUACGAGCAAGUGGCCAAAGCCCUCAAAUAAGCCUCUCUUGGGGCUCCCUUGCCUCCCUCCAUUUUCUCCACAAAGGCCCUCGGUGGUUUCCACAUGGCUAUCCAAUGGACAGACACACUCCGAAAUGGCCAGUGAGCAGGGAAUCCUGGAGCAUUUGUGCAGGCUGGCUAGGGGGAUGAGGGAAAAGGAUGGGAGGCCUGGGCGAAAUUUUUAUUGUACGGAAGGGUGGGUAGGACAACGUAUUUCAGUAAUAAAAUACAGAAUGAAAAUUUAGUGGUGUUA